This is a messenger RNA of Bombina bombina (fire-bellied toad), 7890 nucleotides long. RefSeq names its product hydroxysteroid 11-beta dehydrogenase 2 (gene HSD11B2). Bases 444 to 1610 code for a protein of 388 amino acids. The transcript has 5 exons. NCBI's taxonomy places the organism in Eukaryota, Metazoa, Chordata, Amphibia, Anura, Bombinatoridae. Gene Ontology annotation, molecular function: oxidoreductase activity. The record is from RefSeq and is a predicted model, not a curated record.
GCACACAGCAUGCAGUCAGUCAUUGGCGAGCAGAUUACCCAGGCCACUCCCUCCCUCUGCCGGUUGCUGCUUUAUAAAUAGCCCGGAGUGGCUGUGAGGGCUUGGCACAGCCUUGCAUGACUUUGCGCAGGAGUUGUGUGCUCGUGCUGUACCUGCUUCACCCCUGCAAGGUUCCCUCUGUGCUGAACUCAAGCUAACCUCUGCAGUGCACACGCUUACAGCCUCACUGGCACUGCACUUUUUCACUGUUGUCCUAGUCCCUCUGCUCACACCCCUACUCCGCUAACUCUACCCAACACCUCUCCUCAGAUUCUCACGCUUUUCUAAGCCUCCUCUUAUAUAUAUUGUAUUUGUCUUCACAUCCCGCCAGGUUUGCCUUCUUUUUUUAACUCUUGAACUUUUCUUUCAUUUGUCCCUUUACCUGACUUCUUCUCACUUCUGUCAUGGAGCUGGCAUCCUCCCCUUCACUCUGGGCUCACGCAGUCGUGUGGCUCCUGUUCUCCUGCCUGUUGUUUUUAAGGUUUUCCAGCUCUGACAUGGGUUUGAUCCCCUUGUUGAUGCUCUAUGUGUUGCCCCUGGUACUCCUGGACUGGCUGUGCCACCUGUACCUGCCGGUGUCUCUGGGGAUACUGUGCUUGAGCACUGCCUGUUGGUGGGUGCUGGGUAGGGCAACGCCAAGGAAGCUGCUGCAGGCGAAGGGAAAGACAGUGUUUAUCACAGGCUGUGAUACUGGAUUUGGCAAUGUUGCUGCCCAUAAGCUGGACACUUUAGGGUUUUCGGUGAUUGCUAGUGUCCUCAAUCUUGAAAGUCCAGGAGCCAAGGAGCUCAAGAAGAAGUGCUCAGAGAAUCUAACAAUCAUACAAAUGGAUCUUACAAAGCCAGAAGAUAUUCAAAAAGCUCAACAGAUAACAAAAUCAAAGACUGCUCAGACUGGUCUUUGGGCUUUGAUAAAUAAUGCUGGCUAUUGUGCACACUAUGGAGAUGCAGAGCUGUCACUGAUGUCAACCUACAGAGGCUGCAUGGAAGUCAAUUUUUUUGGUACGUUAGAGAUUACCAAAGCCCUCUUACCACUGAUACGAAGCUGUAAAGGAAGAAUUGUGACCGUCAGCAGCCCUGCAGGUGAGCACUCUUUCCCUUUCUUGGCCGCAUAUGGAUCCUCAAAAGCGGCACUGAGCCGUGUCAUGGACAUAUUCCGUCAUGAACUCAUGCCUUGGGGUGUUAAAGUCAGUAUCAUACAGCCAGCAUCCUACAAAACCGGUGCCCAUGAUAACAGGGCUCAUUGGGAGAGCCAGCACAAAAAGCUCCUGGCCAACCUACCCAGCGAGGUUCUACAGGCUUAUGGAGAGGAAUACAUCUCAGAAACCCAAGACCUGUUCAAGAAACAUGGAGAUACAGCCUGCUCGGACUUCAGCCCUGUAAUAGACAGCAUUACAGAUGCUGUUCUAUCAGAGAAUCCAAGUGUGAAAUAUUUUGCUGGAAAGCGUGUAUGGCUUCUGUACUUCAUAGGAAACUAUUUGCCACAGAGCAUAAGUGAUAACUUUUACAAAAGCAUAUUCUUGAGAAAUGGGAUCAAGCCAAGAGCGCUUCAGAAACAGGAUAAAGUGGAGUAGGAUCAUUUCGUAUAAUCCUCCCAAUUACUUUUACUAUGGCGUGGAGAAGAAUCAAUGUGACUUUGAAUAAAUACCUCUUUGACCUAUGUGUCUUGAUCAAGAAAGAGGGAAGCCAUUUAAUCUUCUGUCAGCCUAUCCAGUUUCAAAUUUCCAAUAAAACAUUUUGAACAAGCAUCAAGAUAACAAUGUCAGCUCAGCAAAAUGUAUGAAUUCCCUUUUUUCCACAUUCUAUUCUUCAAAAAUACCUAUCUUGUAUCUUCUUGAAACAUAUGCAGACUGUGUUUAACCAGCUUGCUCCAUUAACAUGAAAUAUGGUUCUUGUGGACUAUGCAAAGUCUUAUUCAUCAGUGGUUAUGGGGAAAAAUUCAUAAAAUACCAUAAGAGUAAUACUAUUGAUGAUCUUUUGCACUGCAUAUUUUUCAGUUGGGAAAAAUAUAUAUUUAUUUGUCAUUUCUUUUCAAUAUGUCAAUCAGAAUCCUGGAACAUUACCUGAAUAGCUAUUGGUCACGGUGGCACUAAUACAUCUGUGGCAAAUACAUUUUCAGAAAUUUGUAGAGGUCUCUUUUUUUUUUUUUUUUGCCUUUUCACAUUUAACAUGGGUACUCUUAAAGAAUUGAAAGCAUUUGCUAUAGUGUGUAAGCCACACAAACUCUUAAACCUAAACAUUUUAUUUCAUUAUUUAGGUAGAACAUACAAUUUUAAACAACUUUCCAGUUUACAUCUAUUAUCAAAUUUGCUUCAUUCUCUUGGUAUCAUUUGUUGAGGGAGCAGCAAUGCACUACUGGUUUCUUCUAACUGAAAAAAUGGGUAAGCCAAUAACAAUCAGUAUAGAUAUGCAGCCACAAAUCAGCUGCUAGAACCUAGGUUAUUUUCUGCUCCUGAGCUUUCCUAGAUAAACCUUUCAGCAAAGGAUAAAAAGAGAAGGAAGCAAAUUAAAUACUAGAAGUAAAUCGUAAAGUUGUUUUAAAUUGUAUGCUCUGUCUAAAUCAUGAAUGUCUAAUUAUGACUUUACUGUCCCUUUAACUCUAUUUUAAAUAAAAAUUAGUAAUACACAUUUUAUGUUUAUUUCUAACCGAAAACUGUUCUUUAAUGGAAAACCAUGUUUGAAGUCAAUUUUUAUAGUAUAAUUUAUGCCAGGGAUUGAAAAAUCCAGAGAACCACAUAUAUAUUUAUAUGCAAAUUCUUUCCAUAGCCCAUUUAAAAAAAAGUGACUAGUCCCAUGAUAUUCUGGAUGACUCGGUUUUACAUAAAUUUGUCAACCCCUUUCUUUGUUUUAACGCAAUAGUUCUAAUUUUAAAUUUACCAAUUUCUUCACCUAAUUUUUAUAUAGAUUUAAGUAAGUUAUAAUUGUGUGUAUGUGCCUCUGAAAAUGAAGACCUGUGUACUAAAGGUGGAUUUCUUGAUUUGCCUUAAAGGGACAGAAACGUCAAAGUUAUACUUUCAUAUGUUAGAGCAUGCAAUUUUAAGAAAUUUUCCACACAUGCUCACUCCUGAUAACCUAUGGGCCUACCUAGUUUACACUUCAAAAAUAGAUUCCAAGAGAACAAACCAAAUUUGAUAAUAUAAGUGAAUUGUAAAGUUUCUUAAAAUUGCAUAAUCUGUCUGAAUCAUGAAAGUUUAAUGCUGACAUUACGGUUUGUUGGCUGCCAAAGACAGAUCUUAAAUUCAUUUUGGGGAUCUGUAUUUAUUUUUAUUUUUUUUAUAAAGCUUAAUAGUUUUAUUUAUUUUCUCUCAAGCACAGCAGAUUAUUCUUUAUCUUAAAUCUUGGCUGCCAAAGAAUUGCCACACAGAGGUUGGUGUGAGAUGUUCCUACCAUAAGGCGAAACCAGUGCUUUUUGGGUUUGACCUUUUUAUUUUCUGGGUCUGCACUUUUUUAGUACUGAGGAGUAUUGCAGGUAUAUUCAAAACGGUCACUUAUUAAAAGUGAGUAUAUAAUCAACAGUAUUCUCUUUUCAGCCCAUUGACAUACGUUUCUCAUAUUAUUUUUUUCUUCACUUUCCUUCAGUCUGUGCACUUUUUAUCAUGUUUUUAACCCUUAAAGCCAUUCUCUUGUUUCUCUGGCACACACUUAUAGAUAAAAGGACAAAUAUUGAUUGGAAAAGCUGUGUAGUGGAAUAACUGUAAAAAGUAUGUUUGAUUGUGGUGUUGCACAAUGGGACGCAGGAGAUUAAGUGACAGGAUUAGUGUCUUCUAGGGGGAAAAUGCAUCAGGAAACACCUGGCACAUGAGACCUUAAAAUAGGAAAAUUAUAUGCAAUACAUUUAUAAAGGAUAUCGUCACCUUGCUUGCUUACUAUUUUAUAGAAUAUUUAUAAACCACUUUGAAGUAGGAAAUCAAUACUGCAUUCCUGAUUAUACCACUCUGAGAAAUAACUCAAAACAGACAUUGCAGCUAUGUGUGCUUUUGGUAAAAUAAUAAAAAAACAAUGUACAAACCGAGUUGUAUGCAAGUUGUUAAAAUUUUACUCUUCGCAUUAAACUGCGCAAAAUCCUAUAGCCUUUAAUAGAAAACUCUGUAGAAAAAGUUGAAAACUUUCCCACUGAUCUAAUCUACAUUGAGUCAGUAUUUGUGUUUUUGGUAUUUUUAUAUACAUUUUUCACAAGUCAACAUUGGAUAAGUUGUGUCGUGCCUCUCUGCAUUGUGAUUCCUAUAUAGACAUUUUUAUUUUUUCUAUAACGUAACAUAAUUUGUAUUUUAAAAUAUAUUCUUAAAUUCCAAAAUCAGAACUACUUAAACAACAAUUACAAUCCAUUAUAAAAAAUAGUGUAUAAUAUGUAAAAAUCAGUUGUCUGUGUGAUAAUUAAAAAAAAAAAUCUAAGUCUAAACAAGCUUGUUUCCCUACAAAUAUAUAUUUUUUUCAUUCAACCAAUAAAUGAUCUCAGGUAAUAAAAAAAAAAAUCAUAAAAUGAUAAGAUAUGUGUUCUAUAUUUUGUAAUUUUAAAUCUGUUUUAAUUGUAUGGGGCAUAUUUUUGAGCGCUCUAAAAUAUAUUUUGCACCUUUGAGUUAACUUCACUUCAAAUUGUCUAAUCUGAAUAAAAUGAAACUUUAACUUAAAGAAACAAAAUACCCAGUGUGGUCUUGUUGAAAAUACAGGAUCGUUUUUUUUUUAUAGUUUAUCUUUUGAUUAUUUUUUUUUGUCAUUUAACACGGGCUUAUGUAUAUUGCGGCAGGUAUUUUUAAAUAUUUAACAUUAGGUUUCUCAUUCAUAUAUUCUAUUAGAUCAUUUCUUGCAUGUAACCAAAACUGUAUAAAUUAUGCACGUGAAUUUUCUAAUGCUCCUGCAAAAAUACUUCAGCAAUUGGUUGAUGUACAUAUAUCUCUACUAAACUACUACCAAGUGUGUCUUCAACAAUAAGAAAAAAAAAACUCAGAUCUGAAUCUAAUUAUUUUUCCUAUUGACAUUACAGAAUUUCCUACAAUAAACACCAGAAACUCACAUAAUGAGCUGUUUUUAAUGUUGCUGUGUUAUUUUUAAAUAAUUUAUGUAUAUGGAAAAGAUUUCUAUUUGAUUUUUUUUUUAACAUUAAAAUCAUCUAAAAUGUGCCGUAACCCAAAUUGUUACUUUUUAACAAAUUAUAUAAUCAAUCAAUAGUCAAUUUAACGCAAAUAACCAUCCAAAUUUAGAUAUAGUUUUAGAUAUACACAGGCCAAAACAGGCUUCUGAAAUUAACUGUACACAUCUUAUACAGAAGAGAGUGGCCUGGGAUUUUCUGGGUGUACUGUCUAUUUGAAUGGGACCAGACCAAAAGUUCUCCUGUUAAAGGGACACUAAACCCAACAUUUUUUUUUCAUGAUUCAGAUAGAGAAUACAAUUUUAAACAGCAUUACAAUUUACUUCUAUUUUCUAAUUUUAGAUAUGCUUUGUUGAAGAAAUAGCAAUGCAUAUGGGUGAGCCAAUCACACGAGGCAUCUAUGUGCAGCAACCAAUCAACAGCUACUGAGCCUAUCUAGAUAUGCUUUUCAGCAAUGUAUUUCAAGAGAAUGAAGUAAAUUAGAAAUUUGUUUAAAAUCGCAUGCUCUUUCUAAAUCAUGAAAGAAAAAAUAUGGGUUUCAUGUCCCUUUAAAUGUGCAAAUUGGAUGAAAGAGACUCCACCAGUAAUACGCAUCACCCCACAGAACAAACUGCUAAUUUAAUGUGUUUCUUAUGUGACUCCAUUGAAUGCAAAUACAUUCUUGUCCUGUAUUUAUACUUGGUGUUUUUUUUUUUGCCAUUUUAAACUUAAGCAACGACCGCAUUAAAAAUUAUACAUGAUUUGAAAAAACAAAUGUAUUAAUGAUAAAGUUUAAUCAGAUCAGUGGGACUCUGUCUUAAUGCCACAGGUUUUGACCACGUACUAUGGUGACCCAUUUGUCAAUUCUAUAGCACAUUUCCCUCAUUUGCUCUUUCCCAUUGUCUCUCUUGUGAUCACCUUUUUUUAAUGAUAGCAAAGAUGUUUGAAAAAAAUGAGCCAUGAGUGACUAUUGACUGCAGGCAAAUACUGAUUUCCUAUGUGUAUAUAUGUCAGUUCCUUAGAUAAAAAUGAUCACUUGUGUUUAAAUUCAAAAUUUGGGGCAGCCAUCUUUGAUAAAAAAAAGUAUUGGCCAUAAUAAUUUACAUAAAUAUGGAAGUGGAAUUACAUCAAAACUAAAUCUAUAUAUUACCUUUUACAGGAAAAUCUCUUAAUACUACUGGAUCAACAAGCAUAGUAUGGUGAUCUCUUAAUUUACAGCAGACAUCAGUUGCCCCUCAGUUCAUGAUAGAAAGCCUCUAAACCAAUUUGCAAAGCACAUAUGCACCGUAAAUUGAAGUUGCUGUUCUGUACCUCUGCAAAUGUGUCUACACAGGUACCAGGAAUAGCUAUACAAUACAAAUGUAUGAAUAUCCAUAGGUUCCUGGCUAGAAUCCAGUUAACUAUAACUAUUAAUGUUUUAGAUUCACAUUCUCACAUUUCAAAAAGAACUGCAUACGCCAUACAUGAUCUAGCUAAGGGCAUUCUGCCAGUUUUCUAAUGGAACAUUUUAUUACAAAAAGAAACGGGGUUUGGGAGUAGGGGAGAAAGCAACCCUGAAAGAAAACAUAGAAGGAAUUACUAAUAGCCUAAGAAGGUUUAGAAACCCCUUCAAAUCCCAAAUGACUCAUAUGAUUAUGUAAUGUCAAUAGCAAAAAUCACAGCUUCAGCUUUUCCCCCUCAAUAACUACAUGGGAUAUCAAAUUCUGCUAAAACUAAAUGGACAUUAAUUAAACCAUUUUCUUUCACGAUUUAGAGCAUAGAAUGUUAAACAGCUUUCCAAUUUACUUCUAUAACAAAUCUGCUUCAUUGUCUUGGUAUCUUUUGUUGAAAGAGGAGCAAUGCACUACUGAGAGCUGGCUGUACAUGAGACAUAUAUGUCCAGUCACCAAUCAGAAGCUAGCUCCCAGUGGUGCUUUGCUGCUCCUGAGCCUAACUAAAUUUGUUUUUCAACAAAGGAUGACAAGAAUAUGAAACAAAUUAGAUAAUAGAAGUAAAUUGGAAAGUUGUUAUGCUCUAACAGAAUCAUGAAAUUUUAAUUUUGGCUUUAGUGUACCAUUAAAAUUUAAAAUGAAUUUGUUGAAUAAUGAAUGUUAUAUUCAGUUUCAUAACAUGAAUAAUUUUACACCUUUUUAAUGCUCUGCAGUAAAGUGAAACAUCAAGCUUGAUUAAAAUAACGCCAUCAUUCAAAAAUACUUGUGACAGCAGAUUGUUGGUGGCUAUAUUUACUGAGCUGUAUUACAAACAAGGAUCUCAAUUAUAGCAUUGUUGCGCUAUUAAUGUGUUUUUUACUUAGUAGCAGCUACUUCAUUAAUGUGUCAGUAUAAACUUCUCAAUUUUUAGCACAAAAUUCAGACAUCAGAGAAAUCACAAAAAGGCACUAUAAAAUGCCAACUUUUUUCUUCUUCCUAUUUAUAUAGUUUUCUAUCUUUUACAUCUGUCUUUUUGUUUUAGAGUUUAUCAUAGCUGGAACUGUGGUAAAAAUGAAAAUGUGCAAGAUAUUUUGUGUAUUUCUUGUUUCUGUGUGUCAUGUUUGUAUACACUGGGUUUGUAACUUUUAGGCCAUUAACAAACCAAGAGGAGGGUAAUGCUAAACAGCCCAUACAUUUAGGACUCAGGGCAUUAAAUAAUACUGUGAUAACUGCAGCUUCUAUUUUUGUUAAAGCAUGAAGUGAAUUAUUUGGCUAUAUGUAAAUAAUGACAUUUUUCUAUUCCCAAAUAACUUGAUGAUUGCAGUUUUGAUUAUAAAAUGUAUAUUCUGUUAAAAUAAACAUUGUCAUUCAUUGCAUAAA